AGCGCUGCACAGCCUGUGUGAGCUGUUUUGGAGACGACCUCGUGGAGAAGAGGCCGUGCUCAUGGAACUCCUCCCGCGUCUGUGAGUGCCGGGCUGGCAUGUUCUGUGACACAUCAGCCACCAACAGCUGUGCCCGCUGCUCCCCUCACUCUGUCUGCCCGACAGGGAUGGUUGUCAAGUUCCAGGGCACAGCGCAGAGGGACACUGUCUGUGAGCCGCCUUCCCCCACAGUGGCAACCCCCGACUGCAGCGCCAGCCCACAGGACUGCAAGGCUCCCUCCAGCAGCACCACCCCCCAGGUCAAGCCCACCCUGACCUCCCCAGCAAGCUCUGAUGCCAGGACCCCGCUUUUUGAAGGAGGCACCUCCCUCACCCCAGAAGAUGCUUCUAAAAUGACUGCCAACUCUACAUCCUCUGUGGGGAAGCUCAAUCCAGAGCCAGGGCUGACCCUGCAGCAGCUGUGCCCUCAGGGGUCUGCCAACUGCAGGAAGCAGUGUGACCCUGAGUACUACCUGGAUAGGGAUGGUCGCUGCACGGCCUGCGUGAGCUGCUCUGGAGACGACCUCGUGGAGAAGAGGCCGUGCUCAUGGAACUCCUCCCGCGUCUGCGAGUGCCGGGCCGGCAUGUUCUGUGACACAUCAGCCACCAACAGCUGUGCCCGCUGCUCCCCUCACUCUGUCUGCCCGACAGGGAUGGUUGUCAAGUUCCAGGCAAGCUCCGAUGCCAGGACCCCGCUUUUUGGAGGGGGCACCUCCCUCACCCCAGAAGAUGCUUCUAAAAUGACUCCCAACUCUACCUCCUCCAUGGGGAAGCUCAAUCCAGAACCAGGGCUGACCCUGCAGCAGCUGUGCCCUCAGGGGUCUGCCAACUGCAGGAAGCAGUGUGACCCUGAGUACUACCUGGAUAGGGAUGGUCGCUGCACGGCCUGCGUGAGCUGCUCUGGAGGCCACCUCGUGGAGAAGGCGCCUUGCACGUGGAAUGCCUCCCGUGUCUGCGAGUGUCGACCCGGCAUGUUCUGUGCCACGUCCGUCACCGACUCCUGUGCCCAUUGUGUCACCCGCCCCACCUGCCCUCCAGGGACGGUCGCCGACCUCCAGGGUACGGCUGAGAGGGACACCACUUAUGAACCACCUCCCCCAGGGACCCACCCUAACUGCAGCACCAACCCAGAGGACAGUGGGGCACCUGCAAGCCCCACCCCCUCUCUGAUCUCCCUGGCCGACUCCCUGACAGGUAAGGAGCGUGGAAGUGGCAUCACCCACGCCCGGGGGCAUGCCUCCAUCUCAACCAGUGCUCCCAUCUCCUUCUCCUCCACGGGGAAGCCCACCCUGGUUUCAGGACCUGUGCUCUUCUGGGUGAUCUUGACACUGGUGGUGGUCGUCAGCUUCAGCUCCUUUCUCCUGUGCCACCGGAGGGCCUGCAGGAAGUGGAUUGGGCAGAAGCUCCACCUGUGCUACCCAGUCCAGGCCUUCCGGCCCAAGCCGGAACCUAUGGAUUCCAGGCCCAGGAGGAACCUGACACUGACCAAGAGCCUAUCAGUGACAGAGCCGGGCAGUGAGGAGCAGGGGUUGCUGAGCUCCCCGGCUGUGGAGACCUGCCCCAACCUGGAGAGCCUGCGGUUGCUGGAGGCCAACCCAGCCAGCAGCCCCUCGACCCCCACGGACCUUCCUGAGCCCCGAGGGACCAUGGAGCACACCAACAACAGGAUCGAGAACAUCUACAUCAUGAAGGCUGACACCGUGAUUGUGGGGACCGUGAAGGCCGAGGUGCCUGAGGUCCAGGGCCCUGUGGGGCUGCCCGGGCCUGAGUUCGAGGAGGAUCUGGAGGUGGACCAUGCCCCCCACUACCCGGAGCAGGAGACAGAACCACCGCUGGGCAACUGUGGGGACGUUAUGUUUUCGGUGGAGGAGGAAGGGAAGGAGGACCCCUUGCCCACGACCGUCUCUGGGAAAUGAGGCCUGGCCUGGGCUGGGGCUGAGAGGGCAGCUGGGUGCCUCUGGAGACCACGGUGGCCCCGGUGGCCCGAAGCUGGUAGCACCAACCUGGUGGCAGAGG
This is a messenger RNA of Hippopotamus amphibius kiboko, 2055 nucleotides long. RefSeq names its product TNF receptor superfamily member 8 (gene TNFRSF8). The transcript has 16 exons. Gene Ontology annotation, molecular function: protein binding. Bases 99 to 1955 code for a protein of 618 amino acids. The record is from RefSeq and is a predicted model, not a curated record. Lineage: Eukaryota; Metazoa; Chordata; Mammalia; Artiodactyla; Hippopotamidae.